Staurois parvus is the source of this 564-nucleotide messenger RNA. The record is from the annotation of a GenBank genome assembly. Lineage: Eukaryota; Metazoa; Chordata; Amphibia; Anura; Ranidae.
AGACUGAAGGGGAGGAGCCGCUACACCUGUGCAAGACUGAAGGGGAGGAGCCGGUACACCUGUGCAAGACUUAAGGGGAGGAGCAGGUACAGCUGUGGAAGACAGAAGGGGAGGAGCCGCUACACCUGUGCAAGACUGAAGGGGAGGAGCCGCUACACCUGUGCAAGACUGAAGGGGAGGAGCCGGUACACCUGUGGAAGACUGAAGGGGAGGAGCUGGUACACCUGUGCCAUACUGAAGGGGAGGAGCCGGUACAGCUGUGGAAGACUGAAGAGGAGGAGCCGGUACACCUGUACAAGACUGAAGGGGAGGAGCCGGUACACGUGUGCAAGACUGAAGGGGAGGAGCCGGUACAGCUGUGGAAGACUGAAGGGGAGGAGCCGGUACAGCUGUGGAAGACUGAAGGGGAGGAGCCGGUACACCUGUACAAGACUGAAGGGGAGGAGCCGGUACACGUGUGCAAGACUGAAGGGGAGGAGCCGGUACAGCUGUGGAAGACUGAAGGGGAGGAGCCGGUACACCUGUACAAGACUGAAGGGGAGGAGCCGGUACACGUGUGCAAGA